Neoarthrinium moseri is the source of this 756-nucleotide messenger RNA. RefSeq lists its product as uncharacterized. Bases 1 to 756 code for a protein of 251 amino acids. The transcript has 4 exons. Gene Ontology annotation, molecular function: D-ribulose-phosphate 3-epimerase activity; metal ion binding. Gene Ontology annotation, biological process: pentose-phosphate shunt; carbohydrate metabolic process; pentose-phosphate shunt, non-oxidative branch. NCBI's taxonomy places the organism in Eukaryota, Fungi, Ascomycota, Sordariomycetes, Amphisphaeriales, Apiosporaceae. The record is from RefSeq and is a predicted model, not a curated record. Gene Ontology annotation, cellular component: cytosol.
AUGGCUCCGAAAGCGAUUAUUGCGCCCUCCAUCCUCUCGGCGGACUUCGCGGACCUUGGUGCCGACUGCAGGAGGACCAUGGAACAGGGAGCUGAUUGGCUCCAUGUCGACAUCAUGGACGGUCACUUCGUACCGAACCUCACCUUCGGCCCGCCGGUCGUGGCCAAGAUCCGCAAGCACGUCGACAAGCCGAGCGCGAAAUACGGGCGCGGGACCUUUGACUGCCACAUGAUGAUCGCCGAGCCCAAGAAAUGGGUCAAGGAAUUCAAGAACGUCGGCUGCGAUCUCUACUGCUUCCACUACGAGGCCGCCUUCUCCAGCGCCGCCGAGAGCCCCGAGGGCAAGAGCGACGCCAAAACAAACCCCAAGGAGCUGAUCCGCUACAUCCACGACCAGGGCAUGCUGGCCGGCAUCGCACUCAAGCCCGCGACGGGCGUCGAGGUCCUGACCGAGAUUCUGGAGAGCUCGGACGAGAAGGAGAGACCGGACAUGGUCCUCAUUAUGACGGUCGAGCCCGGCUUCGGUGGGCAGAAGUUCAUGGCUUCGGAGCUUCCAAAGGUGCAGGAGCUGAGGAAGAAGUACCCGGAGCUGAACAUCGAGGUCGACGGCGGUCUGGGACCGGGCACGAUCGACCAGGCCGCGGACGCGGGUGCCAACGUCAUUGUUGCGGGCAGUGCGGUGUUUGGGGCCAAGGACCCGUCGGAGGUUAUUGCAUUGCUGAGGAAAACAGUUGACCAGAAGGCCGGGAAGCUAUAG